UUCCUACUUACUAGGAUAACAUGUCCGCACUAAAGUUUACCCCUGUCACCGACCUUUCAACAUCCGGUCUCUUACUUCCUGCAUAGGAAAAUGACCACUAAAAAUAAGAAGACGCGGAAACUUCGUGGUCAAGUCAGUCACGGACAUGGUCGUAUAGGUAAACACAGGAAGCAUCCAGGUGGUCGCGGUAAUGCUGGAGGCCAACACCACCACAGAAUCAACAUGGAUAAAUAUCACCCUGGAUACUUUGGUAAAGUGGGUAUGCGGUACUUCCACAGAACCAACAACAAGUUCUUCUGUCCUACAGUGAACCUUGACAAACUGUGGUCCCUCGUCUCAGAGCAGACCCGUGAGAAAUAUGCUGACAGCAAGGAUAAGGCCCCAGUCAUUGAUGUUGUCCGAUCAGGUUACUACAAGGUUCUUGGCAAGGGUCACCUGCCCAAGCAGCCCGUCAUUGUCAAGGCCAAGUUCUUCAGUCAGUCUGCUCAGAAGAAGAUCAGAGCGGCUGGUGGAGCCUGUGUACUCGUUGCUUAGACUGUAUGUGCAGAGAAAAUAAAGAAAAAAACAAUA
Dreissena polymorpha is the source of this 570-nucleotide messenger RNA. Its product is annotated as 60S ribosomal protein L27a-like. Gene Ontology annotation, molecular function: structural constituent of ribosome. Gene Ontology annotation, cellular component: cytosolic large ribosomal subunit; ribosome. Lineage: Eukaryota; Metazoa; Mollusca; Bivalvia; Myida; Dreissenidae. The coding region runs from base 91 to 534 and encodes 147 amino acids. Gene Ontology annotation, biological process: translation. The transcript has 5 exons. The record is from RefSeq and is a predicted model, not a curated record.